Chenopodium quinoa (quinoa) is the source of this 1337-nucleotide messenger RNA. RefSeq lists its product as uncharacterized. NCBI's taxonomy places the organism in Eukaryota, Viridiplantae, Streptophyta, Magnoliopsida, Caryophyllales, Amaranthaceae. The record is from RefSeq and is a predicted model, not a curated record. The coding region runs from base 330 to 923 and encodes 197 amino acids. The transcript is spliced from 3 exons.
UGUAAUGUGAUUGCAGCCACCAAACAUGAACUGUCGAGUUGAGACUUUUUCUAGGAUAUGCAAUACAUUUGAUGAGAGGAGGACACGAUGGGUAAAUGAAAUGGGCUUAGGUGUGCUGUUGAAAGUCCUAACUGACAUUCAUUUGCCCCGACAAAUGGGUUAUUGGCUAAUGAGUCGUAUUGAUCCGUUGAAUAAGUUGCUAGUUGCUCCGGAUGGAAAGCAAUUUAGGUUAUCGGCUAAUCAGGUACACUGGGUUCUAGGUAUCCCAAAUGGUGGGUUAACUGUUCCCACUGGGAAAUCCAUGUCAGGUGAUCUGCAAAAGAAGGUGAAUGAAAUCCAGUAAAAAUAUGGCCAAUCUUCAAAGACCAGAUCGCGCAAGGAUGGAGGGCGUGUGUUAUACUUCUGUUGGAAUACCUGUGAAUUCCAGGUUGAUGGAAAGGUUGGAGGGUGAAUGGGAUGUAGAUGAGGAAGAGGAGUUUAAGACUAUUUUUCUGUUGAUAUCAUUGGAGAUGGUUUUAUGUCCUACGCAGUCUCUUAGGCUGGCUUGUGAUUUAUUUCCCGCCCUUACGUGUGCUAUGAAUGCUGCCUCGUACAAUUGGUGUGAGCUUGUUCUGAAUAAGUUGAUGGAAAGCGUUGCUAGUUUUGCGCGUCGUUUUUAUUCGACUGGAGUAGCAGGAGGAUGUGGUGGCUGUACCAUUUUUGCUGUGGUAUUCUAUUUGGAUAAGCUGGAUAGGUUUCCCGUUCAGUGGGGUGAAUUCCCUAGGAUUAAGGUUUGGAACCUAAAUCAGAUUAGCUUAGCCACUAAAGAAGAUCGUAUUGCUUGCGGUGGUGACUAUGGUGUGAUGGGGACGAUGGAUGUAGCUUACGGUGAGAACCACCCAAAGGAAGCACGAGACACCGAUGGACCUUGCAGGGUAAAUUAAUAUUUUCAUACUCCUCAACGUGGCUGUAAAGCGAAGAAGAGGAGGGGUGCACCACCAAACUCCUUUCCACAUCAAAGUGAAAGCUCGAACCCUUUGUAUCAUGGAAGCACGCUAUUUAUUUCCGAUCAAUUGGUUUCUGUACCCCCUGCGGCUACAAGUCAAGAGUUUUAUGAAUUUCUCCCAAUGGUGGCAACAUUAAGAUGAUGGCUGUGUUGUUGAUCAGCCCAAAUAACUUGUAUUCUAUGCACUGUUUUUACUUUUAUUUUAGCUUGUAAAUCCUGAUUGUUUAAUUAUCUGUUAGAACUAACUAAUAAUAGGGAAUAGCUAAUAAUCAUAUUGAGUAUUUGGAUGCAUAAACCUGAACAUCAGUAAUUGGGCUGAUUGAUGUGAGUGAUUGGGCUGGACUGCGUAAUA